AUGUCUCAACACGAACGAGAUGAAAUGAUCAUCAUUGAUGGAGGCAUUUUGGAAGGUGGAGGUCAAAUCAUUCGAAAUACAACAGCCUUAUCACACAUUCUUCAUAAACCCAUGACCAUUGAAAACAUUCGAGCUGGACGUGAAAAUCCAGGUCUUCGAGCUCAACAUUUAAGUGGAGUUGUUUUAUUAUCCAUGCUUCCAUCGAAAUAUGAAUAUCAAUCCUCAUUGACUGAUUGUCAAGUAGGAUCUUCAACAUUUACCUUUCGACCAGUCAUUUCCAAAAAAAGAGAAGAAUGUGUGAAUUCUGAAAAUGGAAUUUGUGAAAAAACAAAUCCAUCUCCACCCGAAGUGAAAGUUCAUUAUUCUGAAAAUGAGCAUUGUAUCCAAUUGAGUGCUGAUUGUAUGACUGCUGGAGCAACGACCUUAAUGAUUCAAUCCUCAUUAUGUCCUUUAUUAUUUUUUGAUUCGAAUGGAAAGAAUGUUCAAGUGAUUUAUAAAGGUGGUACCAAUGUUGAUUUUUCACCACCAUUCGAACAAGUUUCAGAAGUCUUUCUACCUCUCUUGAAAAAGUAUUUUUUAAAAGAUUUGAAUGCAUCCUUGGACAUUCAAUUACAAUGCACACAACGUGGAUUUUUCCCAAAAGGAAAAGGACAAGUGGAAUUGAAAAUUUCCAAGACCAAGUUGGAUUUGAAGGGCAAAUGUUUGAGUCCCAUGCAAUUGUUACAUCGUGGAGAUGGUAUUUCAAAAAUUGUGUUGAAAUUAUUUUAUACAGAACGAGAUUAUGAGAAUAUGAUGGACAAGAUUGAACAAGCGUUUAAGGUCGAGUUUGAAAAGAAUUUUCCUGAUCACAAGUUUAAAAAUACUCCAAUUCAUGUCAUCAAAGAGAGAGUGAUCAAUAAUCCAGCUCGAUCUCGAGUCGUAUUUGGUAAUGCAUUCAUGUACGAUACAAAUGAGGAGUGUGUCUUUGAAGCAAGUUUUCAUUCCAAAGACUUUUCAAAAAAACCAAAAAAACAUUCCAAUGAUUUUAAAGUGGAUGAUCAUGUUGCGUAUGCAAAGUCUCUCAUUCAACAUUUAAAGAAGAAUUGGCAAGAACAAGGUUGUGUCGAUGAACAUGUACAAGAUCAAAUUAUAAUUUUUAUGGCACUCGCUAAGGGUAAAAGUCAAGUACGAACAGGACCUCUCACACUCCAUACACAAACUGCCAUUCACUUUUGUCAGAUCAUGACAGGGGUUUCGUUUAAGAUUGAGCCUCAGGAAAAUGGAUCCGUAAUCAUUGAAUGUGAAGGAGCAGGAGUUGCUUUAAAGUAA
Messenger RNA from Naegleria lovaniensis, 1308 nucleotides. RefSeq lists its product as uncharacterized. Lineage: Eukaryota; Heterolobosea; Eutetramitea; Acrasida; Naegleriidae. The record is from RefSeq and is a predicted model, not a curated record. The coding region runs from base 1 to 1308 and encodes 435 amino acids. Gene Ontology annotation, molecular function: RNA-3'-phosphate cyclase activity. Gene Ontology annotation, biological process: RNA processing. Gene Ontology annotation, cellular component: nucleus. The transcript is spliced from 3 exons.